Pungitius pungitius (ninespine stickleback) is the source of this 1602-nucleotide messenger RNA. It is a transcript of the gene pgk1, whose product is annotated as phosphoglycerate kinase 1. Gene Ontology annotation, biological process: gluconeogenesis; glycolytic process. The record is from RefSeq and is a predicted model, not a curated record. Gene Ontology annotation, molecular function: ADP binding; phosphoglycerate kinase activity; ATP binding. Bases 127 to 1380 code for a protein of 417 amino acids. The transcript is spliced from 11 exons. Lineage: Eukaryota; Metazoa; Chordata; Actinopteri; Perciformes; Gasterosteidae. Gene Ontology annotation, cellular component: cytosol.
CCCGCAGCUACUCCUCCUCGCUAAGGUCACUGCUGUCACUCGGUAGCUAACCGGCUGAGAAGGAAGCGGAGGAGACCCAGCGAAGGAAAGUGCGGCGAAGCAAAAAGAAAAACAACAACACGCAACAUGUCUCUGUCGAACAAACUCACCCUGGACAAGGUGGACGUCAAAGCCAAGCGGGUUAUUAUGAGGGUUGACUUCAACGUUCCAAUGAAAGACAAGAAGAUCACAAACAACCAGAGGAUCAAGGCAGCUGUUCCCAGCAUCCAACACUGCCUGGACAACGGGGCCAAAUCCGUGGUGUUGAUGAGCCACCUGGGUCGCCCUGACGGAAACUUUGUGCCCGAGAAAUACUCGCUGGAGCCCGUCGCCGCCGAGCUCAAGACUCUGCUGGGGAGAGAUGUCACCUUCCUGAAGGACUGUGUGGGGGCCGAGGUGGAAGCCGCCUGCGCCGACCCGGCCACCGGAUCCGUCCUGCUGCUGGAGAACCUUCGCUUCCACGUCGCCGAGGAGGGAAAGGGCAAGGACGCCUCCGGUAACAAGACCAAGGCCUCUCAGGGUGACAUCGACUCCUUCAGGGCCUCCCUUUCCAAACUGGGCGACGUCUACGUCAACGACGCCUUCGGCACGGCUCACCGAGCCCACAGCUCCAUGGUGGGAGUCAAUCUGCCCCAGAAGGCGGCCGGCUUCCUGAUGAAGAAGGAGCUGGACUACUUCGCCAUGGCUCUGGAGAAACCCAAGAGGCCCUUCCUGGCCAUCCUGGGAGGAGCGAAGGUGAAAGAUAAGAUCCAGCUGAUCAACAACAUGUUGGAUCAAGUCGACGAGAUGAUCAUCGGUGGCGGCAUGGCCUUCACCUUCCUCAAAGUCCUUAACAACAUGGAGAUCGGCACGUCCCUGUACGACGAGGAGGGCGCCGGCAUCGUCAAGGACCUGAUGGCCAAGGCCGAGAAGAACGGCGUCAAGAUCACGCUGCCCGUCGACUUCGUCACCGCUGAGAAGUUUGACGAGAAAGCCGCCGUCGGCACGGCGACCGUCGCUGCCGGCAUCCCCGCCGGCUGGAUGGGUCUGGACUGCGGGCCGGAGAGCUCUAAGGCCUACGGGGAGGCGGUGGCCAGGGCCAAGCAGAUCGUGUGGAACGGCCCGGUCGGUGUGUUCGAGUGGGAGAAUUUUGCCAAAGGGACGAAAGACAUGAUGGACAAGGUGGUGGAGGUGACCAAAUCCGGCUGCAUCACAAUCAUCGGCGGGGGCGACACCGCCACCUGCUGCGCCAAGUGGAACACGGAAGACAAGGUCAGCCAUGUCAGCACUGGAGGCGGCGCCAGCCUGGAGCUGCUGGAGGGUAAAGUCCUGCCAGGUGUGGACUCCCUGAGCAGCGCCUAAACUUGUUUAGGUGUUCAGUGUGAACGCGUGAGGAUGUGUGUGUCUGUCUGUGUGUAUUGUUUCACUUUUGCCACCCACUUGGAAACAUCUCUGCUUCAGCCACACUAAAUAUAACUCAACGGUUCAUUUGAUGUACGUAGUUCUGUCUUUAAAAACCUUUCUUUGUUUCCGCCGUGUCGAUGUCAGCUGAUCAGAUUAAUAAAUCCAUCUAUCUGUAAACGA